Molecule: messenger RNA, 930 nt
Organism: Suillus fuscotomentosus
Lineage: Eukaryota; Fungi; Basidiomycota; Agaricomycetes; Boletales; Suillaceae
Exons: 8
Coding region: 1-648 (215 amino acids)
Biological process (GO): endocytosis; retrograde transport, endosome to Golgi; intracellular protein localization
Cellular component (GO): Golgi apparatus; endocytic vesicle; membrane
Source: RefSeq, a predicted model, not a curated record
AUGCUGGAGGACGCAACUAUUUGCACUGCGAUGUGUACACUUGUUGCGCGCUUUGGACGCAGAGAAUACAUCGACAUACCUUUCGCUCGUAACCAGGGCAUUCCAGUGAACGGCCUCCUUGUGUCUCAAGGAUUGGUCGUAUUACGCGAUGUCAUUCAGGUGUUUUGCCAGGCCCCAGACCCUGACUAUCCAGACGCUCUCCUACUUGAGCAACAUCAAGCACCUAUCACAGCUGCACUAACUCCUGCCUUCUCUCCAGAUUCCACUCCUGAAAUUUUGUCUUCUGCCAUCGAGCCUGUGCAGUAUUCGUUGGCUGUGGCAUUGUCAAAGAUAGAGGUUGACGAAUCUGGCAACUUAACUAUGGGCAAUUUUGUGGACUUGAGCCCCGAAUCCAUCAGGCAUGUUGAGGGUUUCUAUCCUCUCUGUGUCGAUCUUGGCACCGCAAUGGUUUGCGAGCCUUCCAGUGGCUUUAGACCCGUCAUAUGCAAGCCUUGGUUAAGUAGUUCUGCUCCCAUAUCAUGCUUCGUCCUGGGCAACAAGAUCCUACAAGCUGUCGCGAACACUGUGAACCGCUCCGAUCAAAACAUUUCAGCUGCUAUCCUUGGGAAGGAGGGGACAUUUGUCAAUGGUAUCGACUCCGCAACAUAAGGGUCAGCACCCCUUUUCUUCCCCCUCUUUGGCCUUAUAUAUGAAGCACUCGCGACGUCCUCGCCAGACACCAGCUCACGAGUUAACACAGUGAUCGCCUGCCUAGGAGCACUUGAAACGCCUUCUCGACCCUCGCUACUCAGGGAAAGCCCUUUCAGAUCCUACUAUCUUUCAAGAAUUCAUGAGUCUCAAUCAUCGAAUAGCUAUGACAGAAUCUGCAGAGGUGCUCAUUCACUUGAUCACUGUCCUAACCACUUUUGCCAAACAUUUCGGCCAAUAUGU